Molecule: messenger RNA, 2664 nt
Organism: Penicillium cosmopolitanum
Lineage: Eukaryota; Fungi; Ascomycota; Eurotiomycetes; Eurotiales; Aspergillaceae
Product: putative MFS monosaccharide transporter
Exons: 5
Coding region: 1-2664 (887 amino acids)
Biological process (GO): transmembrane transport
Molecular function (GO): transmembrane transporter activity
Source: RefSeq, a predicted model, not a curated record
AUGCAAACUCGUCAACCCACCACCCUGGCCGUUUCAAUCACCUUCUUCGUGAUUGCCAGUAUCUUCGUCGCCUUGCGCUUCGUCUCGCGCAUCUUCGUUGUCAGAAGAAUCGCGUUACACGACUAUCUAAUGUUGCUUGCAUGGGUGAUCGACUUUGGUUUCUGCUUCGCCCUUUUCUACGCGACAAAAAACGGACUCGGUCUUCAUUCCAGUGACAUUCUCCAAGAAAACGAAAGCGCCCUCAGCAAAGCCAAUUAUGCGUUCACCGUCCUAUACAACCCAGCCCUCAUGGCGGUCAAGACUUCAAUUCUUGUCUUCUACCUAACCUUGACUCGCAAUCAGAAGGUCUUUCGAUGGGCCAAUUAUGUUACUCUCGCCGUGGUCAAUGGCGCCGGUUUGGCCUUCGGUUCCCCGGGCGCAACUUGCACCGAUAUCGUCACACUCUACCUCUCUUCAUCUCCUGUCAACAUCAUCACCGACCUGGCUAUCCUGUUCCUACCGAUGCCAAUGUUGACGCAGAUGCGGCUACCAUUCAAGCAGAAGGCGAUUCUGGUUAUAACAUUUAGCUUCGGUUUCUUUGUGGCGGUGGUUGAUGUGAUCCGAAUCGCUUUUCUUCAACAAGCGGCGAUCUCACGACAAGCGGCUCUUUCAUCCAUUCACAUUCAGAGCUCCGGCGGCUCGGAUUUCAGCUGGUAUGCGUCGCUUUCCUUCAUGUGGUCAGCCGUCGAAGUCAAUGUCUCCAUCAUGUGUGGCUGCGUACCAAGUCUCAAACCUCUUGUCGCUCGCCUUGUUCCCAAAUUGAUCAGAGACACCAAUGACCCAUAUACUAUCCCUAAUAACAACUAUGCGACAGGGGAAAGCCCGGUGGCCAUGCCCCCGCCAGCUGCCAUUCCAAGCUCCGGCGGACCGUCACCUUCGACGUCACCGGCUGAUAGCAACUCGAGCAAGCCAUCUCAGACGAAGAGCCACAAUGCGACCCAUCAGAAAGACCCCGAUGAGCCCAUGGGACUAUUGGACUUUCUGGGUCACCCAGGCACCGGUCCUCAAGAUGCCGAAGCCAACACUCAUACCAGUAUAUCCUACCCACCAACUAUCACGUUCUUCGAUUUCGUCAAUAUGAAGAACCCGGAGAGCAUGCUCAAGUUGAACAACAAGGAAUCCAUCACUCCAAUUGCAUUGACCACACUUCUCUUCUUCCUGUGGGGCUUCGCGUACGGUUUGCUCGACAUGCUCAACUCGCAGUUUCAGACCAUCGUCCACCUAGAUUCCUGGCACUCGCUUGGCCUUCAUGGUGCGUACUUUGGAGGCUAUGUUAUCGCCCCCCUCUUGGUUGGUCGGCCAGUUUUGAAGAUCUGGGGUUUCAAAUCCACGUUUAUCACCGGACUUUGCAUCUAUGCUUGUGGAACUCUCAUUUUCUGGCCCUCUGCCGUUCUUACAUCUACUGCCGCCUUUACAGUCUCGAACUUCAUCGUGGGGUUCGGCCUGGCUGUGCUUGAAACCGCUGCGAACCCAUUUAUCGCUCUUUGCGGUCCACUUGAAAACUCCGAGAUCCGACUCAAUAUUUCACAGGGAGUCCAGGCCGUCGGCAGUGUCGUUUCCCCACUUUUGGCUAAGAAGGUUCUUUUCAAGGGUGUGAAUGACGUUGCUUCCCUCGUCGAUGUUCAAUGGACUUACCUUGGCAUCGCCCUGUUUGACGUCCUACUUGCAGUGGCCUUCUACUACCUUCCGAUCCCUGAGGCUUCCGACGAAGACCUUGAAGAGCUGGCCAACCGCCGUCGAGAAGACAACAUGACGAAGGUCGUGGGCAUUCCAGUCGUAUGGUUGACCCUUGGUCUAGGCAUCUGGUCUCAAUUCUUUUACGUAGCCGGUCAAGAAGUGCUCGCAACCAGCCUAGAACGCUUUACUGAUGCCUCAAACCAAAGCUCAGCUCUAGGUGCCUUUGAGUUCCUUACGAUUGGUCACAGCAUCUUUGCUAUCGGUCGCUUCCUCGCCGCCUUCGCUCAAUGGUUCCUCAAACCUCGCUGGAUCCUCAUGGUCUCCUACAUCGGCUUGAUCAUUUGCGCCGUGCUAUGUAUGAAUACAACCGGAAACACAGCCAUAGCAAUGGCUAUGCUUCUCUAUCUCUUCGAAAGUGGCGUUUUCAGCAUCAUCUUUGCCAUCUCUCUUCGCGGCACUGCCCAACAUACCAAAACAGCCGCUGUCUUCUUAACAAUGGCUAUUGGUGGCGGAACCUUUUUCCCUUUCGCAGAAUACGCUGCAUAUUUGACCCACGGCGCACAGUACUCCUUCUGUGUGAUUGUUGCUCUCUUUGCCGCCGGUGCCAUCUUCCCCAUUUACCUCAACUUCGUCCCAGCCGUUAAGAAGCAAGUCGACCCAGUGCCGAACGAGUAUCUGCGCCGCCGCCGACGCCGCAGUCGUGCUCCAGCAACAAUGCACCGAGAGAAACAGAAUCCUUCGUUCGGUGGUGUUCUCUCCAGGCGACGCAGCCUAGUUUCCGAUCCAGAUGAUCUGCCUGAUCUCCCCUUCCCAAGCGAAACACAUCAAUCCCCUGCUAUGGCCGGUGUGCAUGAUUCAAAGUCGAGCUUUUCUUCCCAGAUGAAACCGGACGAGCCACGGGACGGGGCCCUCCAGUACCGAACUUCAACUCUCAGACGAAAUUCUUGA